This is a messenger RNA of Misgurnus anguillicaudatus (oriental weatherfish), 2396 nucleotides long. It is a transcript of the gene ccn2b, whose product is annotated as cellular communication network factor 2b. The record is from RefSeq and is a predicted model, not a curated record. Gene Ontology annotation, molecular function: integrin binding; heparin binding. NCBI's taxonomy places the organism in Eukaryota, Metazoa, Chordata, Actinopteri, Cypriniformes, Cobitidae. Gene Ontology annotation, cellular component: extracellular matrix; extracellular region. Gene Ontology annotation, biological process: positive regulation of cell differentiation; cell adhesion; signal transduction.
CUCUCUACUCAGCACUCCACUACAAUCCUGCAGUCUUACAGUGAUCACAGGCACCCAAAAAGGCCAAAACAAACCAGUGGAGUGUGCAUCUGUAUGAGACUCUUUGAAGAAAUGGCUGGAACAAUAUUCAUCAUUCUCUGCUUAUUUAUGCAUGUGGCAGUGGGUCAAGAUUGCUCCCAGCCCUGCAACUGCCCAUCCGAGACCCCUUUAUGCCCAGUAGGCACCAGUCUUGUGCUAGACGGCUGCAGCUGCUGUAAGGUGUGUGCCCGACAGGCAGGGGAGCCAUGCUCCUCUCUGGAGCCGUGCGAUCACCAUAAGGACCUGUAUUGUGAUUACAGCAUGCUCAGUGAUAUUGAGACAGGCAUCUGCAUGGCUCAAGAAGGUCAAACUUGUGACCUUGGUGGUGUGAUCUACCGCAGUGGAGAAACGUUUCAACCCAGCUGCAAGCAUCAGUGUGUGUGCAUGAAUGGGGAGAUUGGCUGUGUACCAACAUGUGCCAGCAACAUACGACUGCCUUCUCCAGACUGCCCCUACCCGCGACGUGUCCAGAUCCCUGGCAGGUGCUGCGAGGAAUGGGUGUGUGAUCAGAUCCCACAAGAAGACUCCUUCCAGUCAGCAAUGGCUGGUAGGUCAAUUGCAUAUAGAGAGGUGUCCUCUCAGGGAGUCCAGCCUGAGAGCGCAAGGGACAACUGCAUCGUUCAGACCACUGAAUGGAGCGAGUGUUCAGCCACCUGUGGAAUGGGCGUGUCCUCUCGGGUAACCAAUGACAACGAGCGAUGCCAGAUGGAACGGCAGAGCCGCAUCUGUAUGAUUCGUCCAUGCAAUGCUGAACUGGAGAAAGGCAUCAAGAGAGGCAAGAAGUGUGUACGGACCCCAAAGAGCCAGAAAGGGAUGCGUUUUGAGUUGUCUGGAUGCCAGAGCGUAAGGGUGUAUAAGCCGAAGUUUUGCGGGGUGUGUACAGAUGGCCGCUGCUGCACGCCUCAGGCCACCAUCACAAGCGAAGUGGAGUUUCGCUGUCCUGAGGGAGACACUUUCAGAAAAAAGAUGAUGUUCAUAAAGACCUGCUCCUGUCAUCAUGACUGUCCCCGUGAGAACGAUAUCUUCCUCGCCUCAAACUCUCGGAGAAUGAUUGGCGACUAUGAUAAUGACAUGUGAGGAGGCUUUCAGUGUAACACACACUAUUUAGUAGAUGCUCACACACACACACACACACACACACAACUAUGUUCGGAAUAGCAUACCAUCAUAUUAUUACUUCUUUUGCAGUAUACAGUACAGUAUAACUUUUCCGUAUCCAUGAAAUACACAUAUGACCUACAUCUGCCAAAAUGGGCAACUUACUAGCAGAGUAUACUGCACUGUGUGCAAUGCAUUAUUAGGUUUCAAGAUAACUUGACAACACUUGUACAUGUAACAUGAUGAGGUAAUGUGACAACAAUGUACUACUGUUUACACCGUUAUUGUUGUUGCGUAAUAUUUACUACUCUUUUUAUAAAUAUUUUUUUAAACAAUAGUAGAGAGUAUACAGUACAUACAUACUGCAUAGUAUUCUGAAGUAGUAAGAUUGUUUUCUAUUCCAAACAUAGUGACUGACAAUCAUGCACCUGAGGCAGCUUCCUGUUUUUACUGGACCCUAAAAUUCUUACUUCCUGUGAGCAUAAAAUAACUCGAAUGUUUGAUAUGAUGUGGACCUUGACUAUGGCUCCACAAACAUUUUCUUCUCUCUCUCUCUUUUUUGUGAUGCUCUGAAGUCAUCUUGCUGUUUGACUGGUCAUGCAUAUAGGCUACAGCAGACCUAAAGCACUGAAAACUAUGACAUUUUGGACAUGCCGUUCAAAUAUAUGAGGUUGUUUCAAGAACUUUUUUUGGGAACAAAUCGAAAUGACAGUAAUGUAAUCAUACAGUUUAUAUGUACAUUUUAUAUGCUUCAUUUGUAAAUUGUCAUUGGGUCAUGACUAUUUAGGAUUAUUAUGUUGUUGUUUUUUGCGAGGAGGAAUCAUGUUUGACAACUGACCUUAAUGACUCACUCUGAGUUCAAAGUUUAAUUGAACCCUAGCAUAAAAUGAGUCCCAAAGUUUUUUUGGGAAAUACAAAUUCCACUACAAAUGAGGCUCAUAUAAUGAGAUACAGUCAAUUAUAUUACUGUUUAUUUAAUAAAUAAAUAAAUGAAUGGAAGAGAAUUUCACAAUGACGAAUACACCUUGUGUAAAUACUGUAAGAAGACUGUGUACAGCUUGUACUAAUUUAUGUAACUGUUGUUUAACUCUUAAAUGUAGUUUUGUAUUUGUACUGUAAUACUCUGUGUUCAUUGUACUCACAUGGCAAUGAUACCGGUGAGUUCUUUUCUGAUGCACUUUUAUUUGUUUUUCCAAUAAAGAAAUUCUAUUUUUUACAUA